Molecule: messenger RNA, 764 nt
Organism: Labrus bergylta (ballan wrasse)
Lineage: Eukaryota; Metazoa; Chordata; Actinopteri; Labriformes; Labridae
Gene: il17a/f2
Product: interleukin 17a/f2
Biological process (GO): inflammatory response
Cellular component (GO): extracellular region
Molecular function (GO): cytokine activity
Source: RefSeq, a predicted model, not a curated record
UCAGCUCACUUUAGUGGAUCAAGCGCACAGAUUACAGGAAUCUCCCGUCUGAUGGUUAUCAUCACCGAAUCUUAUCAGAUCUGAGGGGUUCACAGAUCUUCUUAAAGACAACUCGACUCAGCAGUAGCAUGAAGACGCUGGACAGAACCAAAGAGACAUCAUGAUGCUAAGACGCAGCGUCUGCACUCUGCUGGUAUGGUGCAGUGUGUUGUGGGUAGUCUCCUCCUCCUCCUCUAUGGUGAAAGCUCCUGCUCCUGCUUGUGACUCCAGGUUGACAUUCUCCUCAGACGUCUCCUCAUCAGCUGAAGGGAACGGGGACAUCCACAUCAGAUCCCUGUCGCCGUGGAGAUGGAGGUCACACACGGAGAAGAACCGGAUCCGCUCCACAAUCUUCGAAGCCGAGUGCAGCAGCAGCUCCUGCAUCAAUCCCAACUCGGGACAGAUGGACGGACACAACUUGAACUCAGUCCCCAUUUACCAGAACAUCCUGGUCCUGCACCGGCAGGGCAGAGGACGCUGCUACAACGCAUCCUUCCAGUCUGUGGCUGUGGGCUGCACCUGCGUCUGGGCCAAAACCUCCUAAAGCAACACAUAUUUAUACAAUAUACUCUGUAAUCAGGGACAUCGUUUGUAUUAACAUAAAUAUAAUAAAACUGUGAUCUAUCUUUCUAUCUGUUCUAUGAUCCUCAUUAUUACCAGAGGGGUCAAAUAACAAACUGCAAGAUCAUGCCUAAGUCAAAAAAUAAAUGGUUUCCAACCCAGAG